Hibiscus syriacus is the source of this 664-nucleotide messenger RNA. Its product is annotated as calcineurin subunit B-like. Bases 134 to 658 code for a protein of 174 amino acids. The record is from RefSeq and is a predicted model, not a curated record. Gene Ontology annotation, molecular function: calcium ion binding. Lineage: Eukaryota; Viridiplantae; Streptophyta; Magnoliopsida; Malvales; Malvaceae. The transcript has 6 exons.
UCGGUUUCCUUGUAUCCAUUAAAGUUAAAACGUAAUUUGUAUUUUUAUCGAUUGGCAUUGGUUAUUCAGUGAUAAUGAUAAGUUGGUUCUUUUUUAUUUGAUGAAAAAUUGUAGAUUUUAUCAGUGAGACACGAUGGGCAAUUCUUCUUCAAUGCUUACUCAAUAUGAUAUCGAAGAAGUUCAAAAUCGCUGCCAGAAAUUAUUCUCCCAGCAGGAAAUUGUUUCAUUGUACGAAAGGUUUUUUCAGUUAGAUCUAAAUGCAAAGGGAUUUAUAUCUGCCGAUAAGUUAUUAUCAGUUCCGGAGUUUGCAAUGAAUCCGCUCUCUCAGAGGUUGCUUAAGAUGGAUGGUUUGAACUUUAAGGACUUUGUUGCCUUCUUGUCAGCAUUUAGUGCUAAGGCAAGCGUACAGCAGAAAAUAAAACUUAUCUUCAAAGUGUAUGAUUCUGAUGGCAAUGGAAAGGUGUCUUUCAAUGACAUACUAGAAGUGUUACGCAAUUUGUCCGGUUCUUUUAUUUCUGAUAACCAAAGAGAGAAAGUCUUGACCCAACUUUUGAAAGAAGCAGGUUACUCAAAGGACUCUUACCUAACAUUGGAUGACUUCAUUAAGGUUCUGGGGAGCUCUGGACUGAAAAUGGAGGUUGAAGUUCCGGUUGACUAAGUGAAU